Messenger RNA from Cordyceps fumosorosea ARSEF 2679, 996 nucleotides. RefSeq names its product Transcription elognation factor Eaf. The transcript is spliced from 2 exons. Lineage: Eukaryota; Fungi; Ascomycota; Sordariomycetes; Hypocreales; Cordycipitaceae. The record is from RefSeq and is a predicted model, not a curated record. The coding region runs from base 1 to 996 and encodes 331 amino acids.
AUGGCUGCUCUCAUCGAUCCCACCGUAGCGGGCAAUUACCCCGUCAUCCUAGGCGACGGCCUGACGGGGGAAGACUCCAACGAAAUCUUUACAGGGGUCCGCUACAACCACAAGCCGGCCCUCUCCUCAUCAGACGGACCCGACCGCGCCCGCGUAAAACCUUCGGUCCCCGGCAAGACGUCGUCCUACGAUCUCACAUACACCGACGACGACGACGACAGCUACGCCUUCUCGGGGCCCCGCAGCACGGACAAUGAUCAGUACGUGCUGUACUUUGAUCCCGCCCGGCAAGCGUUCAUCCUCGACAAGGUCGACUCGACAUUCAACAUGAACGUCACUCGCAUGCCGGGCAGUGACGACUCCGAGGAACUAAGUCGCCGCUUCCCACACCUCGACGUCGACGACCCCGCCCACCCCAAGAGCAAGCCGACGUCGGCACCCAAGCCUGCGCCCGCCACCGCCAGGCGCAAGGUUGAAAAGAAGCCUCCGAAGAACCUGGCGCUGCCCGCGGCCACGGCACCCGCGCCCGAGCCGGCCCCGGCCGCCACCUCUAAACCAAAGUCGAAGAGGCCGGCCGAUGAUGAAGACGAGGACGAAGAUGACGAUGAUGACGGCGGCCUCAUGAUUGAGUACCCCGAGGGCCCGCCUGCCGCCGCCGCCAAGGCCGCCAGGCACAACGACUUCUCGCCCGCCUUCCCGACGCAGCGCCGCUUCGACGACUACAUGGACGAGCGCGAGUCCGAGGCCGACGCGGACUCCGAGGGCGACGACAUCGACAUGGAGGCCGAUUUCAAGCUGCCGAGCCCGGUCAACACGCAGCAGCAGCAAAAUGGGCACCGGGAGGACCAGAACGGCGCGGCCAGCGAAGACGAAGACGAUGAGGACGGCGGCACCGUGGACCUCGAGGCGGACCUGGAGAACGCCUUUGAGGACCUGGCGAACAGCCAGGAGGAAGGCGGCCGCGACGACGAGAGCGAGAUUAGCGAGGAAGACUAA